AUGGAUAACGCGGAUGCAGAUUAUAGUCUUAUAGAAACCAGCGAUCCCAAUGCGCAAAAUAGUAGCAGUAUGAAUAAUAUGGAUAGCGCUAUUGUAAAAUCACGCUAUAGUGAGCUAAUGUCAAUUUUGAGUUUUAGAAAAAAUAAAAAUUCUAAUCCAACCAUUUGGCCUAUCUAUAAACUCAUAAUUUAUGCUCAUGUAGCUACGAUUAUGAGUACUGUUUUUUUAGUUGGGCAGAUGAUUUACAUCAAGACUACAUCAUCUGAUGGGCAUCUGUAUACAGGCCAUCUACAAAUGCGGAUUAAUGGAGUUGCUAUUAUAAUAUCCCAGCUCAUUAAAUACUAUAUAGUCCGACAUUUUAUCCACAAUGGGAUAAUUGGUUUAAGUUUUAAAAAAAUCUACUUGAGAACACUUUAUUUUACAAUUAGUGUUAGUGUUAUAUGUCUCGUGUUUUUUAUACCACUUGGAUAUUAUUAUGAAUGCAAAAAAACACAAAAUGCAGAAAAAUUUAUAGCUCUAAUCUCGCCAUCAUAUCUAGGGUGGGCUAGCUUCGGUAUGGAGCGAUUGGAAUUAUUAUUUAUUUUCUUCUUUAUAUAUAUUGGUCAAAUAGUAGCACGUCUAAAAAAAUUUCUUACUGUAUUUAGAACAUUUUUGUAUUUCAUUAUAAACAUAGCUUUAUCUAUAGCAUUCUCUGUGCUGUGGUAUAAAUAUUAUGAAGCAAUAAGGCCUAUUCAUCUCUUGUUACUUAAAGAGGCUCUAUUUAAAAAUGCCACUGCAGUAACAGAACAGCCUUAG
Messenger RNA from Nematocida ausubeli, 795 nucleotides. RefSeq lists its product as uncharacterized. The transcript has a single exon. Bases 1 to 795 code for a protein of 264 amino acids. Lineage: Eukaryota; Fungi; Microsporidia. The record is from RefSeq and is a predicted model, not a curated record.